Messenger RNA from Haplochromis burtoni (Burton's mouthbrooder), 7526 nucleotides. It is a transcript of the gene uacab, whose product is annotated as uveal autoantigen with coiled-coil domains and ankyrin repeats b. The transcript has 19 exons. Gene Ontology annotation, molecular function: actin binding. The record is from RefSeq and is a predicted model, not a curated record. NCBI's taxonomy places the organism in Eukaryota, Metazoa, Chordata, Actinopteri, Cichliformes, Cichlidae. The coding region runs from base 2781 to 6833 and encodes 1350 amino acids.
AAAAUAUUGUUGGACAUAAACCGGUCCGUGGCGCAAAAAAGGUUUGGGACCGCUGAUGUAAAGCCAUGGACUCAGUUAUUUCUGCAGCUGGUCUUACUGCAUAUUUAUUUGUAGGAGUUUCCCCUUCAAAACGUCAAACUUUAGGGAGAAGAGUAUUUAAAGGAUACAACUGUUUAUUAUUUAGUACUGAAGAAAAAGGUCCUAACUCUUUUCCACACAACUGCGAUUAAGCAAUUUGAAAUGAAUCACAGAUGCCAUUCAAGCUGCUCCUCGGAUGUCAGAUUAGUCAUGCGGUCAUCCAAACGGCUUGUUUGCAACCCGUUAAUUUCAAUAAAUGUCAAGUAAAUGCCAGGUCAUUUCAAAGAUGACCUAGCAUUCAGGCCAGGUCCAGUGUCAUGGAAAAGCAGAGGUGUUUCCAGAACACGCAGUUCUUUGUGGGUAGAUUGUUUUAUCUCACUGGCAAAAGCAAUGGAUUAGUCCUGGAGGGAAACUCCCACGUGAAGCUUUUAUCCUCAAGAAAAUAACUGGUGAUUUUCUGACUAUCGGUAAUUUAGUUGGAUGACUCUGCUGCAUUUACUUCAAACAGUGCUCAGACUGCUAUAAACAAAAGUGCGAUAUCUCUAAAUUAGCCAAAACAUUACUUUUUUUGUUCUGUUAAAGUAUAGGGAGUAUUUCCCCUGAUCCUGGUAAAUAUGUGUCAGCAAUGUACAAUUUGAGAUAUGAAAGUAAAACAGGAAGAUACAUUGAUAUCAUGUUGGCGUCAUUAAAUGUAACUAGAUAUUGUCAUCUGUUGCAAUCAUCAUCCUUCCAGCUCGUAAAGGAAACUCAUUCACGUUUAAAACCUUUGACUGCUCAAGAAAGUGGGAAUCAUAUCUGGAAAACUUUUUUUAGUUUCCCGUUUGCUGUUCUGUUCAGUUUGCAGAUAGUUUAAGUCACAUAUGUUACAACAACAAGCACAGAUGAUCUAUUUCUCUUCACAACAUCAAGUUAUUAUAUGUCCAUCAGCUCCCCUUGAAAGACAGGGACUACUGCGGUGGCACCUCUUGCUUGCUAACAGCCCUAAUAUUAACUAGUACAUAAACAGAUUCCCAAACAAAUACACACAGCAGCAAAGCAGUGUGAGAUAUUUACGUGACCGACGUAUGUGAUGGCUAGGUGCCAUUUUGGCGGCUUUGUCUCCAUGCGAGGGCGAGCAGCUUUCGUAAGUUGACACCUACUCCUUAUGAUACGACAUGUCAUGCGGAGGAGGUCUUUCUGCAUGUUUGUGGAUAUCAGUGUUGCUCUGUUAACGCCAGUCUGGCAGCGGGCAGUAACAUGAGGAGCUGAUGUAGUGUGUAAAUUAAACGGGUCUCCUUGUAUCCUGUCUUCCUCACCAUAGAUUGAUGUCUGUGUGUCCCCCUUUUUUUUAAAAAAAACUUAUUUUUUUCUGUGAUGUUUUACUCAGUAAGUUAAAGUUGUGCUUUUAAAGUGUAUCAGUGAAAGCGAGGAGGCAAUAUAGAUGCAGGUUUUGGAGGGGUUGCAGUCACAGACGGUUGUAAAAAGGCUGUCGUCUAACCCUGUUGCCACACUGCAAGGAUCACGGGGCUUUGGAGCCACACCACCCCGUUUAGAUGGAUGGGUUAACAGCAGCUUUUACCCCGUAGUAUCCUUUGAGGGUCAGUGCCAAGACCACUUCAAAAUGUGCAAACCAUAAUCCCCCUCUGACAUUAAUAUUUUCAGAUGGGAGGCAAGCAGAGAGCAUGGUGUGUGUGUGUGUGGGGGGGGUGUCGAUGUAAGCACGGUCUUUUUGGCUGGCCUUGUCGCAUGCUGGCAGUGCUGAUGGACAUUAAAGCCAUUACUCAUGCUGGAGGCAUGUCCAGAAUGUAUUCUUAGCCACUGUCUUCCUAUCAGUCACUACAGAAAGGUUGGAGGGUCAAAAAAUAAAGAGGUAACCAGUCUGCAGGGCUGUCUGCACCGCUGCUGUUUACCAGGGAGGGGGUGAUAUUUUAAACCUGUGAGAGUUCACAUAUUUACCCCACUGAGCCUGACUGACCUUGCCAUUUGGUGGGGUGAAGAAGCUGGAGACCACUGAUAGAGAAGAGAAGAGGCAGCGAUAGAAACCCUUCAUUACUACUCGACAAGAAAGAGCGUUGAGUUUGUUUUUUCAGACAGAAAACAGCAGGAAGAGUACCAGAAGAAAGGGAGACUGAGUUGAGGAAAGGAGGUGACGGCACUUGAGGGAGGUGAACGGUAGCCAGGCUGAGCUGACUUCCCCCACCAGAGGAGGAGUUGCAGUUGCCGGCCAGGGCAGGUCCCAGGGCUGGCAGGGCUGGCCCUACUGCUUCUCCACCUCUGUUCUUUUCUCCUCAAUCACUCCUCCUUCUCCUCCCUUUAACGAUCAACUAAACUGCUGUGCAGUGAUGAACUUGCCGGAAGCGCUCAUGAGCAACAGAGGAAUGCUUAGAAAAAUCUUGCGAAAUGAACUUUUUUGCCGCAAGUGAGAAAGAUUCCUGAGGUUAAACCUCCCAUAAGAGGACCUCCUCUGCGUUACAGACUCUCACCCUUCUGUCUUCUCAUCCUUUCUUUUUUGUUGUUGCACUCACUGGUUGAGUGCACUGAGAGACUGAGGGGAUUUUUGUACUGUUUUUCUCUAGUUUUGCUUUUGUAAACCAGAAAAGUGGCAACUUUUUCAGUAGCACGGUGCAAGGACCAGGUCCACUCACCCAAGAUGAGCCGCUGGCUGAAAUGCACCUCCGUGCACUUUGUAGAACACAGACUGGAACAAGUAUGAUGAUCGGCUGAUGAAGGCAGUGGAGCGUGGCGAGGUGGACAAGGUGUCUGCUGUUCUCAACAAGAAGGGCAUCAUCCCCACUAAGCUUGACGUGGAAGGACGCUCUGCGUUUCAUUUGGCUGCAACACGAGGACACUUAGAAGUCCUCAAUCUCAUCCUGGGACACAAUGUUGAUGUGACUGCGAGUGACGCCGCUGGUAAAAGUGCUCUUCAUCUAGCUUCGAGAAAUGGACACUCUCUGUGUGUGCAGAAACUCCUGCAGCACAACUCUCCAGUUGGAAAUGUGGACCUGCAAGGAAGAACGGCUCUACAUGAUGCUGUCAUGGCGGGCUGUGCCUCCAGCGUCAAACUUCUCUGUGACAGCGGGGCGGCUGUGAAUGCCACCGAUUUUGAUGGGAGGACACCUCUGAUUCUGGCAACCCAGAUGUGUCAUCCCCGUAUUUGUCAGCUGUUGCUGGAGCGAGGAGCUGACAUUACUGUCCGGGACAAACAAAACAAGACCGCGCUGAUCCUCGGCUGUGAGUUCGGCUGUAAGGAUGCAGUGGAGGUGCUGCUGAAGAGCGGCGCCGAUGUGAAGACUGUGGACGGCUUGGGUCACGACGCACAUCACUACGCUCGCUUCAACAAGGACCAGGAGCUCAUCGCGAUGGUCAAAAGUUACAUCGACAAAGCCAACAGAGAUAAAGAAGCCGCAAAGAUAGAACAGUGGAAGCGACAGCAUUCAGUGGAGAGACCAGAGGCAGCUGAGAUUAACAGAAAGGAUCAGAUCAUACAUGAUCUGGAAAGGCAGAAUGAGACUCUGCAGGAAGGCCUCAGGAAGUACUACCAGGAGCAGAAAGCUCUCUUAGAUAAAGUCAACAUGCUCCAGCAACAGCUCACCCAGGAAAAAAUGGCCGCAGAAGACUCUCAAAAAGAGAAGGAACAGUUGAAGAUGUUACUCAGCACCAAAGAAAAAGAUGAAGGCGCUCGAGGGCAGGAGACUGUCAAGGUCCAGCUCCGGAGUACUUUGGGGGAAUACUCUGGUCAGUCGGUUAUCAAAGGUAAAGAAAAUGUUUUUGUCAAAGGUCACAGCCUGGAUUCUGAUCAGAUGCUCAGAAAUCCUCCCCUCUCACGUUCAUUAUCCCGACCGCUGGAGAAGGGUCUUCCUGGUGAGCUGGAUGCGCUCCGAAAUGAACUUGAGGCAGUCAAGAAAAGACAGCAGGCAGCUGAGGAGGAGACGACACGGCUUCAGUCUGCACUGAGCCGUAAAACCAGAGAGUGCCAGGAGCUACUUCAGAGCCGAGACACCAUCCAGAAACAGGCUGACCAGCAGGUUCAAGAGCUCGAGGACGCCUUGGGAGACGUCCAGAAACGGAUGCUGGACUCUGAGUGCAAGGUCAAACAGCUGCAAGCCCACGUAGUCGCUGUCAAAGAACAUUUAGGAGGCCAAGCGGCAGAAGAACUGCGCACUCAGCUCCAGGACGUCAAGGCCAAGUAUGAAGGUGCUUCGGCCGAAGUGGGCCGCGUUCGCAACCGCCUCAAGCAGAGUGAGAAGGCCUUGGAGGAGUACAAGAGCAGUGAGAGCCAACUAGCAGCUGAGACGGAGAGGCUGAACCAUGAUGUCCAAAAUCUGACUGCAGAGCGAGACGUACUGAGAGAAACACUUUUAGAAAUGGAAACCCAGCUGAAAGAGGCCCAGACUAAACAUGGCAACACCGUACCAGCCGAGAAGUUCGACAACAUGAAAAACCUGCUCACCAAUGCAGUUGACGAGAAGGAACGGCAGCUCGCCGAGCUGAGGGAAGACUACGAUCGGGUGCUGGAGGAGGUGGCGGAGCUCCAUCGAAAGCUAGACAGCCCCUCCUCACAGGGAGGCCCGAGGCCGUUGUCUGCUGAGGAGCAGCAGGUCUGGGCAGCACUGGAAGAUGAGAACGCUACCCUGAAAAAGACAUUGGUGGAGGUGACUGCAAAAAGCCAGGCUCUGAUUCAUGAGGUUGAGAAGAGUGAGGAUGAAAAAGACAUGCUACAAGAGCAGCUGGAUGAGCUUAACAGCAGGAUUGAGGUGGACUUUAUACCGAUACAGAACCACGAGGAAGUACGGAGGAACAUGGUAACGGCUCUGGAGGAUCUCGAGGACAAACUGGUGGAAGCCGGCGAACGUUGCGGAAGAGCAGAGGCACAAGUCCAACAGCUUCAGACCGAGAGGGGCGCGUUGCAGAAGAAUAUCAGCAGCCUCAGCAGCACGAGUGAGAAACAACAAAGUGAGAUGGACACUAUGAGGUGUCAGAAUGCCGACCUGAUAAAGAAAGUUGAGCUUUUGCAGAAGAGAUGUGAAGACAGAGAUAAAGAGUGUGUGCAGCUGGCCACACAGAGUCAGACUCUCAAAGAGAGCUUGGAGGGACAGUAUGUUCCCAGACAGCAGCACGAGCAAGUGAAAAUGGAGUUAAGUUCCACCUUAGAGAGCGUUAAAGCUGAGAUGUUAAAGUUGGAGACAAGGGAAAAAGAAAGUGGGGAAGAGUUGAAGAAUGUGAAAGAAGGAAAUGAAAAGUUAAAAGAAAAGUUAGAAAAAGUUCUGCUGGAGAUGAAAAACGACUACAUCAGUGUAAAAGACCACAGAGCUAUCACAGACAAGCUGAAUGCUGCCGUGGUCGAGGCAGAGAAUAGAGCGAAUGAGGCGUCUGCAAUGCAUGCGUUGGCUCAGGAUGAAACUGUUAAGCUUACUCACGAACUGGAGGCUCAGAAGAAAGAGCUUGAUACCAUACAGGAGGCUAUUCAGUCUAAGUUUGUGCCUCUGACAACAGCUGAGGAGAAGGAAACCUCUUACAGCACCCAGGUUAAAGAGUUGACAGCAAAACUGUUGGAAAUGGAAGAGAAGUAUGACAAAGAAAAGACUGCCAGAGAGGGCAACAGACAGGAGGAAAAGAAACUGAAAGUUGAGGUGGAAUCUGUUCAGAAGAGACUAGACGUCGCUCUGGUUUCCAGUGAAAAGCACAAAGAAAAUGAGGAGGAGUUCAAGGCUAAAUGUGAAGAACUGACCCAGAAGUUGGUCAACUUAGAGCAGCAGCUCGACGAGGUAACACUUCAGAAAGCUGAACUUCAAGAGCAAAAUGCCCUGUGCAAUGCUCAAAUUCAAAACCUACAGGAGCGUCUGAAGUCAGAGCUGACACGCAUAUCGACAUACGACACCGAGCUCAAAGCCCUCAAUGAUGCCUUACAGCAAGCGCAGGCUGAUUGCAAGAAAGCAAGAGAGGCGCAGCAGGCGGAGGCCCAGAAGGUGUGCGCCUUUCAGAAAGAAGUGCAGGAACUCCACCGGGAGCAGGAGUCUCUGCAGCAGCAUGCCGAGGCCAAGGAAGCCCUGGAGGCUGAAGUGGCUAAGCUACACCUGGCUCUCCGCGAAGAGGAGGAAAACAACGCCCAGAGGGCGGAAGAUGUAUCUGCUCUGCAGUCAGAGCUCCUUCAGGCUACUCAGGCUCUCGAAGAGAUCCGCUGUAAGGAAGACCAAAUGAACGAGCUGAAGAAGGAGAAACAGCAGCUGGAGGAGGAGGCCGCCAGCCUGAAUAACAAGCUGCUGAGCUUGGUAGAAGAGCGUGAAAAGGUCCAUCAGGAGGCAACAAAAGCAAGAGAGGGCGAGAGCAGGGCGAGGACGGAGAUGGAGGCAGUCCAGGAGAAGGGGCGCGCCAUCGAAAGGGAGAUCAGAGAGCUGAAAGAGAGAUACGAUGAGUCCCUCACCACCAUCUGUGACCUGCAGAAGAGGAUUCAAACAUCAGCUGAGCAGACUGAAGCCAAAGACAAGAAGAUCACAGAGUUGCUUACAGACGUUGAGCGAUUAAAGCAGGCGCUGAAUAGUCUGUCCCAGCUGACAUACACAAGCAACACACCCAAGAGGCAGACGCAGCCCAUCGACACACUCCAAGCUCAGAUCAAGAGCCUACAGCAGCAGCUGGCUGAUGCUGAGAGGCAACACAGAGAGGUGGUUUCAAUUUAUCGAACACAUCUGCUCAGCGCAGCCCAGGGCCACAUGGACGAGGACGUCCAGGCCGCCUUGCUGCAGAUCAUCCGCAUGAGACAGGAGUUUGUGUGUUAAAGCUUCAAAACCCUGCUGCUACCUGCUGACUCAGAUUCACUGUUUUCAUAUCCCCUGCUGUAAAGUGUUCCUGCUGUGGCCCCUGUGGGCGCCCAGUGUGUGUCUGCUGACAGGCUGUUAGAAAACACAUUUUGCUGCAUUUAAAGUCUAAGAAGUCUCCAGGCUGUAGAUACAGACGAACACCAGCAGCGUUUUCUUUUAGAUACACAGAAAACAUAAACUCAGCAGUUAAAGCCAAAUGUAAUCAACUACCUGUAUGCAGAAACACUUUGCAGUUGCUGGUACACAGUAUGUAAAAACAACAAACUGUUUCAUACAUUAUUUUUCGCAUCUUUUCUAAUGAUGGUGAAGAUCUGUGGAUUUUAUGCAACUUUUACACAUUAUAUUCAGUGAUGUGAAGGUUAUUUGAAAAUGUGCAUCCCUUUCUUGGAUUACUCCUGAAACGCUCAGCUAACUGUAAACUGGACAAACAGACCACUUUUCACAUUCCCGCCUGACUGUCAGCGCUCGUGCAGAAUGCUUCCAUGUUUAACACCGACGUUUGCUGGAGUUUUAAUGGGAGGGGUUCACAGUUUCCAGCUCAGAAGCUCAGAGUUACUGGCUGCUGUAAUCAUUGUUUUCUUUGAUACAUUUUCAGCUGCUGAUUUUUAUACACACACACACACACACACACACACACACACACACACACAC